Neltuma alba is the source of this 1340-nucleotide messenger RNA. RefSeq names its product peptide methionine sulfoxide reductase. The record is from RefSeq and is a predicted model, not a curated record. The transcript has 4 exons. NCBI's taxonomy places the organism in Eukaryota, Viridiplantae, Streptophyta, Magnoliopsida, Fabales, Fabaceae. Bases 160 to 960 code for a protein of 266 amino acids. Gene Ontology annotation, biological process: cellular response to oxidative stress. Gene Ontology annotation, molecular function: peptide-methionine (S)-S-oxide reductase activity. Gene Ontology annotation, cellular component: cytoplasm.
AGAGAGGAGAGAGAAAUUCAAGUAGUUUUAUCUUCGUCAUCGUCGUUCGUUCCUCCAUCCCCAUCCAAGUCUUCCCCUUUCUUAAUUCUGUCUAAUUCUCACUCUGGGCUAGUCAUCCUUGUUAUUUUCACUUUUGUUGUAUUUGUUGAAGGGUUGAAGAUGAAUAUUUGUACGGCAGCAGCAAGCGGCAGCAGUUGUACCUCCACGGCUAGCUCCAUUCUGGUGUUUCUCUCAUCAUCGCUCUCCAAUUCUACCAAAAUCAAGUUCCUCCCUUCGGUUUCUAGAUUCUCUUCCAAGCGUAUUUGCUCCUUCCCUCAAACUCACCAACGUGUUGCUAUUUGCAAGCCAAAUAUGAACUUGUUGAAUAGACUUGGGUUUGGUAGCAUGAGGGCUCCGGAGAAUAUGGAUUCCUCGAUUCCUCAGGGUCCAGAUGAUGACAUCCCUGCACCAGGCCAGCAGUUUGCCCAGUUUGGUGGUGGUUGCUUUUGGGGUGUUGAACUAGUCUUUCAAAGGGUGCCUGGGGUAACUAAGACUGAGGUUGGGUACAGUCAGGGAUUUUUGCACAAUCCAACCUAUGAGGAUAUUUGUACUGGGACCACAAACCACUCAGAGAUCGUCAGGGUCCAAUAUGACCCCAAAGAAUGUAGCUAUGACACUUUGCUUGAUGCGUUCUGGGAUAAGCAUGAUCCUACCACUCCGAAUCGACAGGGGAAUGAUGUGGGAACACAGUACAGAUCUGGAAUAUACUAUUACACUCCUGAACAAGAGAAAGCAGCCCGAGAGUCAAUGGAAAGACAACAGCAGAAGUUAAACAGGAAGAUCGUUACAGAGAUUCUUCCGGCCAAGAAGUUCUACCGGGCAGAAGAAUACCACCAGCAAUACCUUGAGAAAGGAGGCAGGUUCGGUUUCAAGCAGUCUGCUGCCAAAGGGUGCAACGAUCCAAUUCGAUGCUAUGGCUAAGAUUAUGAUUAUGUGGGAGCAGAAGUAUCAGUUCAGACCUGGAUGCUGAAUGUCUAUAGCUUUGUGAUAGUGAGUAUCUGUUAAUAUAUUCAUAGAGCUUCUGAAAAAUUCCUACUGUAUUGUGUAGUUUAAGGUAGGUCAUAAAAUCAAUUUGUAGAGAUGAUCAUGUAUUGGUGUGCGACAGUUGAAGUUCUUGUUUUGCCGGUGGAGUGGGAAUGCUGCGUUAUUUGAACCUAUUUAAUAUUUUGGUAAUGGCGUGUGUGAUAGAAAUAGAGGUGAGAUGAAUAAUGUCUUGGAAUUGAAUGCAAGUGAGUUGAUAUGUCAGUUUCAUUGGUUCAUUUUCAGGCUGACUUUUCAUGCAGUUUACUGUGGAACUUUGA